Molecule: messenger RNA, 1734 nt
Organism: Callorhinchus milii (elephant shark)
Lineage: Eukaryota; Metazoa; Chordata; Chondrichthyes; Chimaeriformes; Callorhinchidae
Gene: dync2i2
Product: dynein 2 intermediate chain 2
Exons: 8
Coding region: 34-1590 (518 amino acids)
Biological process (GO): intraciliary transport
Cellular component (GO): ciliary plasm; cytoplasmic dynein complex
Molecular function (GO): dynein light chain binding; dynein heavy chain binding
Source: RefSeq, a predicted model, not a curated record
CACCACAAAAAAAAACCACACCAAGCAACGGCCAUGUUCGCCGACGAGCAGCUCGAGGCCGUGGCGCUGGAGUCGCGGUGGAGGGAAGCGCCUCAGCUGCGUGACGCAGUUUGCCAGACGGCGGCGGUCCGGCGCGCCGAGGCCUCGGUGCAGGUACGGCGCGUCGCGGAGGUCAGCACGCAGACCGAACAGGUCGAACGGCGACAGCAGGAGGAGGGGGAGGAGCAGCCGCCGCCGCCGCCGCCGCAGCAGUGGCCCUCCGGUCCGAGCCCGCUCGGCUCGGCGGCCAUCGACCCGCCGGGUCUGGCCCGCUUUCUCAUGCGGGUGGAGGGCCUCGUGAUCAAAGAGUUAAAUAAAAAUGUCCGGAGCCACGCUUUCGACGGCUUUGAAGUCAACUGGGUCGACCACCCUCGAACUGUUUCGUGCUUACACACACUCCAAUAUCCAGAAGCUGUGGAGAGGCAGCUACAGGUUACUGACAUCUCGUGGAAUGUGACUGGCUCCGUCAUCGCCUGUGCAUACGGCAGGCUGGAUGAUGGAGACUGGAGCACCGAGAAAUCCUAUGUGUGUACAUGGAAUCUGGACAGGAGAGGACUCAACCCAAAGCUGCCAAAUAUUGUGAUUGACGUUGCUGGUGCUGUCAUGUGCUUAGCAUUUCAUCCAGUGGAACCUUGUUUGAUCGCUGGUAGUCUAUAUAAUGGAGAGAUUUUAGUUUGGAACACCAGCAAAAUGGACGACCCAUUAAUUGCCAGAUCAGGAAUGUCUGAAGAUACCCAUCGCGAACCUGUCUAUCAGGUGCGAUGGAUUCCGAGCUCGGGCCGCAACAAUCGGGUGCGUGUCCUGAGUGCCAGCACCGACGGGAAGAUUCUGAUCUGGCAGAUGGAUGCGCGAGGCAGGCUCACGGUGCAGGACGGAUACGCUCUGAUUGUCCAGGAGAUGCCACGAAACGUGAAGCUAAACAAGGCUCGCGGAGAGACUCCAGUUGGUGUGACCGCUCUCUCUUUCUCUCACUGGGACCAGACCGUAUUCGUAGCAGGUGUAGAAGGUGGUUACGUGUUGAAAUGUUCGACAGAGGUAGUGACCCAUACAGCACUGAGUUCUCUCACCAGUUCUGUCCCACUUAAAGCUCCAGCUCAGUUCACCUUCUCCCCUCACUGUGGUCCUGUGCACGCUGUUGAUUGCUCACCAUUCCACAGAAACCUUUUUCUGACAGCGGGGACUGAUGGUCACGUCCACCUUUACUCCAUGUUACAGGCCGAGCCACUUCUCUCCCUCCAGUUAUCCCAAACGUACCUGUUCAGUGUCCGCUGGUCAUUGGUGCGUCCUCUGGUCUUUGCUGCAGUGACAGGGGAGGGAACGGUGUUGAUUUUCGACCUUGGACAGAGCUCUCUGCGUCCUGCAGUUUCAAUCCAGGGUGCCGAGAGGAAGCCAAUGUACUGUUUGGAGUUUAACCCUAAACAACCCCAGCUUCUUGCCGCCGGUAACGCAGAAGGAAGUGUGAAAAUCUGGCAGUUGAGUGCGGAACUGACAGAGCAAGGCCCAAGGGAAAUGAUCCUGCUGGAGAAACUGGCUAAUGAAGUGGCUGAUUGACAGUAAGGACAGGAAAGAUUUGAUGGAUGAAUUAACUAAUGUAAAUUUCAUUUUUUUUUGUUCUAUGUUCUACACGACUGGCUUUGUUUUAUUUAUAUGUAUAUUUAAAUAUUAAUUGCCGAAUAUAAAGAUCAGUUCUUUAAA